Histoplasma mississippiense is the source of this 849-nucleotide messenger RNA. RefSeq lists its product as hypothetical. Bases 1 to 849 code for a protein of 282 amino acids. The transcript is spliced from 2 exons. The record is from RefSeq and is a predicted model, not a curated record. Lineage: Eukaryota; Fungi; Ascomycota; Eurotiomycetes; Onygenales; Ajellomycetaceae.
AUGUUCCGCUCUCCAAAACCGAUAGCCCACAUCUUCUCCUGUGGUACGAUCGCCCGGAGCGUCAUCAAUCCUCCGAAGCGUUUGCUAAUCCCUGAUACCUCUCCGUAUGCUUCAUCAAUCGUGAGGCGUUCCUUCGCCCGAGCGACACGAGUACCAUUGACCGAAAGACAACAUGUACUUCGGCGAAGAUUUCGUUCGUUGGCCUACUUCGCUAUCUUCGGCUCGUUAGGCUAUGGCAUAGGGAAUGUUUUGUCCGCGUUCCUGGCCGAUCCCGCGGCACCAGGUUCCCUGGAGGAUACACAACGAGUUGACCAUCUGCGGCGGGUGAUGGAUCGCCUUGAGGUGGUUAAACAGCUACGGGCUGAUCCUGAUUAUGUCGAAUGGGAGGCAUACGAAAGUUUUUCAGAGGAAGAGAAGCCUCAUCGACUGACGAGUGGGCCUCUGAGUGGAAGUCGCAAUUUGCCUGUGCAGCGAAUAUUUUGGAACGAAAAAAAACACAAAGCUACAACAGUGGUGCAUAUGGGGAUUGGACUCAGCAGCUGGCCAUCAAUCGUUCACGGAGGGGCAGUCGCUACGGUUCUGGACGAAAGCUUUGGACGGGUUGCCAUACGCAGCUUCCCCGCUCGAACAGGUGUAACGGCUAACCUCAAUAUCGACUAUAUUAGACCCUUAAAGGUUAUGGGUUUUUAUAUAGUGACAGUAGAAUGUGACCUGGAGAAGAGCACGGAGCGCAAAGCUUUCGUUAAGGGCGAAAUUCGAGAUUCAAAGGGUAGCCUAUGCGCCACGGGAAAUGCUAUCUUCGUAGUGCCGAAGACCGUGACGUUGAGACCACUUGGUGAUAAUUUCUAA